Aspergillus costaricaensis CBS 115574 is the source of this 426-nucleotide messenger RNA. RefSeq lists its product as uncharacterized. Bases 1 to 426 code for a protein of 141 amino acids. Lineage: Eukaryota; Fungi; Ascomycota; Eurotiomycetes; Eurotiales; Aspergillaceae. The transcript is spliced from 3 exons. The record is from RefSeq and is a predicted model, not a curated record.
AUGCCGAUUCGAAUCCUCAUCGGCAACACGUGGUUGGAUAUAGCCACAACUGCCACUGGAGCCACAACUGCCACUGGACAGGCUUUCCAAAUCAACAGGCUUUCUCGGUUCUUGCCUGAAACUUGCCACAUUGCUUGCACUCCACAAGCAUCAUUACCACUGCUUCGAAAGCUGGAUUAUCCCAUUCACCAUACAUCAAACGAGGGACGCGAGCAGCAGCUUCCCAAUGCGCCCAGCAAGAAGAUCAAGUCAUUAGACCGAGUGAGCGACCUCCGGCACCGCCAGUCCAAGGAGAUUCAAUGGUGGAGCCCCGGACCGUUGACCACGUACCUGUCUUGCUACCUGGGCGGUUUUGUGUCACUUGGUAGUCUAAAGAAGGCUAUCACUGCUACGCCUUCGACUAUCCCAAAUGUCCAGGAGGUCUAG